GAGGGAUCGUGGGGAGGGCGGGGCUUCCGAUGAUUACAUAAAGGGACGCCGGGUGAGUCGCGGCUAGUUCCGUCGAGACCUCGAGUACUGUCGUUUCAUCUCUCGGAGCAUCGCUGCCGCCAGCGCUGACAAUGCAGAUCUUCGUGAAAACCUUAACUGGUAAGACCAUCACCCUGGAGGUUGAGCCCAGUGACACCAUCGAGAACGUCAAGGCAAAGAUCCAGGACAAGGAAGGCAUCCCCCCUGACCAGCAGAGGCUGAUCUUUGCAGGCAAACAGCUGGAAGAUGGCCGCACCCUGUCCGACUACAACAUCCAGAAGGAGUCCACCCUGCACCUGGUCCUGCGCCUCAGGGGUGGGAUGCAGAUCUUUGUGAAGACCCUGACUGGCAAGACCAUCACCCUGGAGGUCGAGCCCAGUAACACCACUAAGAAAGUCAAACAGGAAGAUGGACGCACCUUUCUUAGUACACUGUCUAGAAAGAGCACCUCUUGCGCUUGUUCUUGGGCUUGAGGGGAGAUGUCUUAGUAUCUCGCAUCUUUAAGCUGUUAAUCAGUUUCAGUGCACUUUGAAUAAAGUUCUUGCAUUCCCAAA
Messenger RNA from Myodes glareolus (Bank vole), 593 nucleotides. The record is from RefSeq and is a predicted model, not a curated record. NCBI's taxonomy places the organism in Eukaryota, Metazoa, Chordata, Mammalia, Rodentia, Cricetidae.